AUGGCUUUACGUAGGGCCAUGUCGUUUGAUAGAAACUUACGAUCUAAUCCGAUCAAGUGUAAACAGGUUGUUGAUUUCAUGGACAAACUUCUAGUGAAUCACCAUGCAGAGUUAGCCCCGGAACUACCUGCUGUGUCUGAACGAUGGUACUUACCUAUGUUCGCCGUACAUCACCCUAAGAAACCAGAAAGUGUACGCGUGGUGUUCGACUCUUCGGCUAAGUAUAAGGAUUCGUCGUUAAACUCUGUGCUAUUACAAGGCCCAGACAUACUGAACAACUUGCUUGGUAUAUUACUUCGCUUCCGGAAAGAUAAAGUUGCCGCAACCAUGGACGUGGAGCACAUGUUUUAUAACUUCAAGGUGCCCGAAAAGCACCGUUGCUACUUACGAUUUUUGUGGCACCAGAAUAACGACAUUGACCAGCCGCUUAUUGAAUAUCAAAUGACUAGACAUGUGUUUGGUAAUUGUACCUCACCUUCCAUCGCUAAUUAUGGAUUCCGGAAAAUUGUCGAGGGUGCGGAUAAGGACGUACAAGACCUCAUCAAUGAAAAUUUCUAUGUAGACGAUGGAUUAGUGUCGUGUAAAACCGUGGACCAAACAUUUGACCUCGUGCUUCGAACUCAGCAAACGCUGCAGGAUAGAGGGAGAGUAAGACUCCACAAGUUUGCCUCGAACAGUAGGCAUGUACUCAACGCUUUGGAUCAAGCUGAUUUAGCCAAGAAUCUGAAGGACUUAGACUUAGGAACUGCUACACUUCCUACUCAGAGAAGUCUAGGACUUUUAUGGAAUACUGAAAGUGACUCUUUCAUAUUUAGCGUGAAUCAGGUGGAAAAACCAUACACCAGACGUGGCCUGUCGUCAACCAUCAACAGUGUCUUUGAUCUUAUUGGAUUUGUACAACCUGUCGUUAUCGAGGGGAAAAUUCUUCUUCGAGAGAUGAUGUCCGUCACCAAGAAAACUGACUGGGACGACCCAUUACCAGAGGCCUUACACGACAAAUGGGUCUCGUGGAUACAUUCAUUAGCCUGUCUCGAGGAGCUUCAUAUCCCUAGAAUGUACAGUGACAUUUCGUUUGAAGACGCCAUCCGCAGAGAAGUCUUGGUCUUUGCAGAUGCUUCAAAGAACGCAAUAGCUGCCUCAGCAUACCUCAAACUUUAUGAUGUCAAUAGAUCAACUAUCAGCUUCCUAAUGGGCAAGGCUAAGGUGGCACCCAAUCAUGGCCAUCCAAUCCCUCGAUAUGAAUUAUGUGCAGCGGUCCUCGCUACAGAAAUUGCAGAAAGCAUAGCAGAACAGUUGAGCACUCACAAGGACAACUUUAGUUUCUUCAUGGACAGCCAAGUGGUACUUGGAUAUAUCUCCAAUGAGUCCACCCGCGGUCUAUAUGCAUCACACCUGUCUGGCUCGUUAUGGCUCAACUGCCCAGAGGACACCUUGGACGUUGUAUCAGAUACAGGUUACGGUCUUGUUAAUCCAGAACAGGAUGUAGAAAUUCGUCUAGAAGUAACUUGCGCGUUGCAAUCUGUGGAAAUCAAGGAUAUUGCGAAACCUGGGGUUCCAUUUUCAGACUUCUUCUCUAGAUUUUCAUCAUGGAACAAGCUACUCCGUGUUAUUGUUCGUAUCAAGUUUUGGGUUUGUCGACAUCGCAAGGAUGGGCAUUCACCUACUCGCUUUGAUGACCCUGAGUUAUUGAGAAAUAGUGAACUUCCGAUCAUUGCAUGUGUGCAAAGAGACAUAUUCGCAGAGGAGAUAAGUUGUAUCAAAGACAGAAACAGAAUUCCACGCAACAGUCCACUUAAAUCCCUCUCACCCGUCAUUACAAAUUGUGUUCUUCGAAUUGGUGGAAGAUUGAACAAUGCACUUAACACUGAUAUCACAGAGCAUUUCUGUAAUCCUAUCAUACUUCCAAAGAACCACCACAUUACUCGCUUGGUUAUAAGGCAUUACCAUCAUGAGACGUACCACCAAGGUCGACAUUUUACGGAGGGGCACUCAUUGACAUUGCCAUUGCCAUUGACGCUCUGCUGGAUAUUGGGUAAUAGGAAUGAAGAGAAUGAUUUCUGCAGAGAUCAGCCGAUGUGUGGUGUGUCGCAAAUUACGCAGUAA
Messenger RNA from Ostrea edulis (European flat oyster), 2103 nucleotides. RefSeq lists its product as uncharacterized. Bases 1 to 2103 code for a protein of 700 amino acids. The transcript is spliced from 2 exons. The record is from RefSeq and is a predicted model, not a curated record. Lineage: Eukaryota; Metazoa; Mollusca; Bivalvia; Ostreida; Ostreidae.